AUGUUGGCAAAUCACAAAAUUCGCGUUCAAGACACGUUAACACUACACGAAAUUACGUGGAGGUUCAUACCGCCUCGGUCCCCCCAUUUUGGUGGUUUGUGGGAGGCUGCAGUCAAGGCCGUAAAAAAACACUUGAAUCGAACGAUUGCAAAUUCACGGUUAACUUAUGACGAACUAUAUACGGUACUAACACAGAUAGAAUGUUGCUUAAACUCCCGUCCUUUAAUCCCUAUAUCCGAAGACCCUACGGAUUUGAAUGUCCUUACUCCCGCCCACUUUCUAAUAGGUAGCUCACUACGCGCACUGCCUGAGCCUGACGUGAGAGAUAUAUCUAUUAAUAGAUUGUCUCGAUGGCAAAGAGUGCAGCAACUUGUCCAACACGUUUGGGCACGAUGGAGCAAGGAGUAUUUGGGGCAACUACAGGGACGAAACAAGUGGUCCAAAUGCAGAGGACCAUCCAUUCAACCUGGGACGAUGGUGUUAAUAAAGGAGAAUAACUUACCUCCUUUAAAAUGGUUAUUAGGCAGAGUCACAAAUGUUCACCCAGGACCUGAUGGUGUCAUAAGGGUAGCUACGGUGCAUACGAAUUUGGGAUCAAAAAAGCGAGCUCUUCGGUUAUUAUGUCCAUUACCCAUAGACACAUGA
Molecule: messenger RNA, 645 nt
Organism: Macrosiphum euphorbiae (potato aphid)
Lineage: Eukaryota; Metazoa; Arthropoda; Insecta; Hemiptera; Aphididae
Source: the annotation of a GenBank genome assembly